AUGUACCUGAACUCGUGUAGCCACUUGGCCCAGCCGUUGAAGAACCCCGUUGCUCUGCCGGAGUCGGGAGAGUCGAUCCACGACGCCACCUGCGAUGGGGAUGAGAAGGGGAAGGGGGAGGGGAAUGGGAUGGAGAGGAUGGGGAAGGAGAAGGGGAAGCGGAAGCGGAAGGAGGAUGAGAUAGGGAUGGUAGUAGAGAAGGGGAAGAACGAGAAUAAAGAAGAAAAGGUGAAGAAGGGCAAUGCAGGAGGAAUUCUGACUAACAAAACUUUCUCAGAGCUCUGCAUAUCCGAGUUCACUGCCAAGGCCAUCGGAGAGAUGAACUACACCCACCUCACCGAGAUUCAAGCUAGAUCAAUACCGCAUCUUAUGCUAGGAAGUGAUGUGCUGGGUUCAGCCAAAACUGGCUCAGGGAAGACACUUGCCUUCCUUAUACCGGCGACCGAACUGCUGCAUAAAGCAUGCUUCAUGCCAAGGAACGGAACUGGAGUUAUUGUAGUUUGCCCAACAAGGGAGCUUGCUAUCCAGACACACAAUGUUGCCAAGGAAUUAAUGAAGUAUCACUCACAAACUCUUGGAUAUGUAAUUGGUGGCACUAACAUAAGAAAUGAGGCCAACCAGCUUGUGAAAGGGAUCAAUCUGUUAGUUGCAACACCAGGCAGGCUUUUGGACCAUCUGCGAAGUACCAGUGGUUUCAACUAUAAAAGGCUACAGUGCCUCAUAAUUGAUGAAGCUGAUCGCAUACUUGAGCAAAAUUUUGAGGACGAUAUCAAACAAAUAUUUAAACGACUCCCUUGGGAUAGGCAAACUGUUCUUUUUUCAGCCACACAGACUCAAAGGGUUGUAGAUUUUGCGAAUUUUACAUUUGGACAGAAUAAAGAAAGACAAAGGAAACUUGUUUAUGUUGGAGUUGAUGAUUCUAAAUUGAAGAAGCCUACAGUUGAGGGCUUGCAGCAGGGUUAUUGUGUCAUUCCAAGCGAGAAAAGGUUUCUGGUUCUGUAUGCUUUCCUAAGAAGGAUGCAGCUUAGGGAGCAGGAUGUGAAGAUCAUAGUGUUCUUUUCGUCAUGUAGCUCAGUCAAGUUCCAUGCAGAACUUCUAAAUUUCUUUGGGACAGAGUGUUAUGAUAUCCAUGGGCAGCUGAAGCAACAGAAGCGAACUAGUACAUUCUUCCAAUUUUUGAAGGAGAAAAGGGGCAUCUUAUUAUGCACAAACGUGGCAGCACGUGGACUUGAUAUUCCUAAUGUGGACUAUAUUGUGCAAUAUGAUCCUCCAGAUGACCCAAAGGAUUACAUUCAUAGGGUUGGUCGUACUGCCCGAGGUGAUGAAGGCAAAGGAAGUGCAUUAUUGUUCAUACUGCCGGAAGAAUUGAAGUUGCUUAUUUACCUGCAGGCAGCCAAUAUUUCUCUGACUCAAUAUGUGUUCAGUGAGAAGCAUGUGCUUAAAUCGCAAUCACAACUUGAGAACAUUGUUGGUGGGAAUUACUUCCUAAAUCAGUCAGCAAAGGAAGCCUAUAGGUCCUACCUUUUGGCAUACAACUCACACUCUAUGAAAGACAUUUUUUAUGUCCAACUUGAUCUCACGAAAGUUGCGGCAUCUUUCUGUUUUAAGAACCCUCCUAAAGUGAAUCUGGACCUGGAGAGCAGUGCAUCUAAACACCGAAAGAUGAUGAAAGUUGACAGUGGAAAGAAGCAUGGGAUUGGCCAUUCAAACCCUUAUGGAAGGAGAGGCAGAUCCGAUUCCAGGCAGGUUGCAAGAUUUUAG
Molecule: messenger RNA, 1761 nt
Organism: Miscanthus lutarioriparius
Lineage: Eukaryota; Viridiplantae; Streptophyta; Magnoliopsida; Poales; Poaceae
Source: the annotation of a GenBank genome assembly